CUUCCUCCUUUCGUGUCGCAUAAGGUUGAAGUUCAUAGGUUAAAGGCUGUGCAUGCAGCUCCACACAUGUUAUUGUUUUGUUAAGAUACUUUGUCGUUUAUUGAAAUAGACCACAGUGACAUGGGGAAGAAUAACAAGAGCAAAAGAAACGAGUCGGGAAAACAGGCGAACAAGGCCGGAAAACAUCCAAGUGAUAAGAAGCUCAAACGAGAUGGUAAACUCAAGAAAGCCAAGCCAGCCCAUCUCCAAGACAUCCCCUAUAGGCUCCGAGAGAUAAUGAAGAGCAAGGAGCGCAUGAAAACGGGACCCGUUAAGGCCAAAAAGCUAAAAGAGACCAUCUCCCCGGAGGACUGUGGAGACAUACCGGCUCUUCAUUUCAGGAGGGGAAAGAGGGAGAGUGAGAAGGCGUACCUGCGGCGCAUGGACAGCGAGACAAAACACAUCCUUUUCCUCAGCAAGAACCAAGUAGACAGAAAGCCUGAGCUGGAUGCAGACAAACAAGAGAGGCCCGCAGACAAGGGCAAAUCCGAGAAAAAGAAGGAGUAUGAUAAAGUGAGAUUACAGAGGCUUCAGCAGAAAAAACUGGACAGACAGGAGGCCUGCAUGGAAAAAGAGAUGUUUGUAGAUCAUGUUCCUUUUGGUGAAGUUGUAGUGGCCCCGCCAUCUUUGAGCAAACCCAAGAAAGCUCAGGUCAAAUCUCAGACACCCAGGAAGCUGCUCCUCAACUCUCUCCUCGGUCACACUGUGACUUCCACCAACAAGCCCUCCAUGGCCCGACAGAGAAUCAUGGAAGAGGAGAGGGAGCGGGCAGUGCAGGCCUACCGCCAUCUCAAGCAACAGAAACAACAGCAGCAGGAGGCCAGGACUGCGAGUCUGGAAAAACUCAAGAACCUCCAGUGAUGUUUCUUGUCGAGGUAUUAUAAAUCCCCCGGCCUUACUCGGCUUUGAAGUUGAGAAACUGACACAGAAUGGAAGAUAUCCAUCAACAGACAGUAUGUGUUAUGUAACUCUGGGACUGGUAUGCCAGCAGGGAUCUUGGCAAACAUUUGGAUCCACAGUAUGAAGUAAGUUGUUAUCAAUGGGCACCUGCCACUUUCGGUAUCACAUGCUGAACUCAACAGAGAGCAGGAAGUUCAAAUUGUUAGUGCCUGUUUAAAUGCCUUCUAAAUCAGCCUUGGCUGAGGUGACUUAUGUUGAUUUCUCACCCUUGUAACUGUGUUGGAUGUUCCCUUGUACAUUCUCUGUUUUUCGCAGUUGUGUCUUCAGCUGAUACUUGAUAGUUGCCAUACUUGAUAUGAUAGACAAUAAAAUUCAUAAGAUUGUAUCUCAAGGAAACAA
Scatophagus argus is the source of this 1338-nucleotide messenger RNA. It is a transcript of the gene ccdc137, whose product is annotated as coiled-coil domain containing 137. NCBI's taxonomy places the organism in Eukaryota, Metazoa, Chordata, Actinopteri, Scatophagidae. The transcript is spliced from 6 exons. The coding region runs from base 121 to 900 and encodes 259 amino acids. The record is from RefSeq and is a predicted model, not a curated record.